CCCCCCCUUUAUCUGGAUCUGUGCAAUUGUGACAGAGUAAGAGAUUGUAUUACUAAACCAAACUUUACACAGCAGAUUUUACACGAAACGGACCUUAUCAAUGGGAAACUACAAAUCAAGACCCUCUCAGACGUGUACAGAUGAGUGGAAGAAGAAGGUGGGUGAGUCGUACUCUGUGAUCAUCGAGAAGUUGGAAGAUGACCUCCAGCUUAAAGACAGCGAGCUCGUGGAUCUCAAGCUUGCUUUCAGCUGCGAUGAGGCUUUUCAGAAGGUGAACUUGAGCUACCGAACAGAGAAGGGACUGUCGCUGCUGCACCUCUGCUGUGUGUGUGGAGGUAAUAAGGACCAUAUCCGCACCCUGAUGCUCAAAGGCCUUCGUCCCUCCAGACUGUCCAGGAAUGGAUUCACUGCGCUUCACCUGGCUGCUUAUAAAGACGAUGCUGAGCUGGUGACUGCACUUCUCCACGGAGGGUCAGACGUGCAGCAGUUGGGUUAUGGUGCACUCACAGCCCUGCAUGUGGCCACCCUGGCCGGGCACCACGAGGCUGCAGAUAUCCUGCUGCAACAUGGAGCCUAUGUCAGUGUUCAGGAUGCUGUGUUUUUCACACCACUGCAUAUUGCUUCUUAUAACGGAAACGAGCAGUUGACAAAGCUGCUGCUGAAGUUUGGUGCAGAUGUGAAUGCAGGCGGUGAAGUUGGAGAUCGUCCUCUGCACCUGGCUGCAGCCAGAGGUUUCCUCGGCAUCAUCAAACUUCUGAUGGGGGAGGGCAGCAAAGCUAAUGUCAAUGCCACGGACAAUGAGGAACAUGUUCCUCUGCACUUCUGUGCUCGCUUUGGUCACCAUGAGAUCGUCCGAUUCCUCCUGCAGGGCAACUUUGACAUUCAACCUCACUCUGUCAACAUCUGGGACACGCCGCUACACCUGGCCUGCUAUAAUGGAAAAUUUGAGGCAGGAAAGGAGAUUGUGCAGCUUUCUGGCCCAGAAAGUCUGUCAAAGGAGAACAUAUUCAGUGAGACAGCAUUUCACAGUGCUUGUACGUACGGUAAAGACCUGCAGAUGGUCAAGUUCUUGUUGAGCCAGAACGCUAUAAGCAUCAACCAUCAGGGCAGAGACGGACACACAGCUCUGCACAGUGCCUGUUUUCACGGACAUAUCCGCCUGGUGCAGUUCCUGCUGGACAGCGGAGCAGACAUGAACCUGGUAGCUUGCGACCCGAGCAGGUCUAGUGGGGAGAAGGACGAGCAGACCUGUCUGAUGUGGGCUUAUGAAAAAGGUCACGAUGCCAUCGUCACCUUACUGAAACACUACAAACGUCCUGACGACUCCCCCUGCAAUGAGUACUCCCAGCCAGGAGGGGAUGGGUCCUACGUAUCUGUCCCGUCUCCUCUGGGGAAGAUCAAAAGCAUGACUAAAGAAAAAGCAGAAGUCCUUCUGCUCAGAGCCAGCCUCCCAUCUCACUUCCAUCUUCAACUGUCUGAGCUGGAGUUUAAUGAAAUUAUUGGAUCAGGCUCCUUUGGAAGAGUCUACAAAGGCAAAUGCCGGAACAAAGUCGUCGCCAUCAAGCGAUAUAGAGCCAACACCUACUGCUCAAAGUCAGAUGUGGACAUGUUCUGCAGAGAGGUCUCCAUCCUCUGUCGACUCAAUCACCCCUGCAUCAUCCAGUUUAUGGGGGCGUGUUUGGAUGACCCCAGCCAGUUUGCCAUUGUGACGCAGUAUGUUUCUGGAGGCUCGCUGUUCUCUCUGCUGCACGAGCAGAAGAGGUUGAUCGACCUGCAGUCCAAGCUCAUCAUUGCCAUCGAUGUGGCCAAGGGCAUGGAGUACCUGCACAACCUCACCCAGCCCAUAAUCCACAGGGACCUCAACAGCCACAACAUCCUGCUGUAUGAGGAUGGACAUGCAGUGGUGGCUGAUUUUGGAGAAUCUAGAUUCCUUCAAUCUUUGGGCGAGGAUAACAUGACCAAGCAGCCAGGGAACCUGCGCUGGAUGGCUCCUGAAGUGUUUACGCAGUGCACUCGCUACUCAGUGAAGGCUGACAUGUUCAGCUACGCCCUCUGUCUGUGGGAGCUGCUCACUGGAGAAAUUCCCUUCGCUCACUUGAAACCUGCGGCUGCAGCAGCAGACAUGGCUUAUCAUCACGUCAGGCCUCCUAUUGGUUACUCCAUUCCCAAACCCAUCUCUGCACUUCUGAUGAGAGGCUGGUACGCCUGCCCAGAG
This is a messenger RNA of Labrus bergylta (ballan wrasse), 2215 nucleotides long. The record is from RefSeq and is a predicted model, not a curated record. Lineage: Eukaryota; Metazoa; Chordata; Actinopteri; Labriformes; Labridae.